Messenger RNA from Astyanax mexicanus (Mexican tetra), 2016 nucleotides. RefSeq names its product transcriptional enhancer factor TEF-3. Bases 294 to 1211 code for a protein of 305 amino acids. The record is from RefSeq and is a predicted model, not a curated record. Gene Ontology annotation, cellular component: transcription regulator complex. NCBI's taxonomy places the organism in Eukaryota, Metazoa, Chordata, Actinopteri, Characiformes, Acestrorhamphidae. The transcript has 11 exons. Gene Ontology annotation, biological process: hippo signaling; regulation of transcription by RNA polymerase II; embryonic organ development. Gene Ontology annotation, molecular function: RNA polymerase II cis-regulatory region sequence-specific DNA binding; DNA-binding transcription factor activity, RNA polymerase II-specific.
CUUGGACAAGCCUCUGGAGAAUGAUGCUGAGGGGGUAUGGAGCCCAGACAUCGAGCAGAGCUUCCAGGAGGCGUUGGCCAUCUACCCACCCUGCGGCCGGCGCAAGAUCAUUCUCUCAGACGAGGGCAAGAUGACGGAACGAGCUAAUUGCACGCUACAUCAAACUGCGAACAGGGAAAACACGGACGAGGAAACAGGUGUCUAGUCAUAUCCAGGUGCUAGCACGAAGGAAGGCCCGGGAGAUACAGGUGAAACUGAAGGACCAGGCAGCCAAGGACAAGGCCCUCCAGAACAUGGCCACUAUGUCAUCAGCCCAGAUCAUCUCUGCUACUGCUUUCCAAAACAAGAUGGCCCUGCAAGGGCUCUCACGGCCUGCGUAUCCAGCUGCUGGUGCAUUUUGGCAUGGGGCACUUCCAGGCCAGCCUGCACCUACAGAGGACAUCAAGCCAUUUUCACAACAGAACUAUGUCAUGCAAGCCACAGGUCCUCCCAUCACAGGCUAUGAGAGUGCAUCAGGGCUGUCUAUGUCCCCUAGUGCCCCUCCUUGGCAGGGCCGGAGCAUCGCCAGCUCCAAGCUGCGUAUGUUGGAGUUCUCUGCAUUUCUAGAGCAACCACAAGAUCCAGAAAAUUUCAACAAGCACUUGUUCGUGCACAUCGGUCAAUCAAACCCAACGUACUCUGACCCUUAUUUGGAGGCGGUGGACAUCCGGCAGAUCUACGACAAGUUCCCUGAGAAGAAAGGAGGGCUGAAGGAGCUGUUUGAGAAAGGGCCAGCAAACGCUUUCUUCCUCGUCAAGUUCUGGGCGGACCUGAGCGUGAACCUCCAGGAUGACAGUAGUUUUUUCUAUGGCGUCUCCAGCCAGUAUGAAAGCUCUGAUAACAUGAUCAUCACCUCCUCCACUAAAGUCUGCUCCUUCGGCAAGCAAGUGGUGGAGAAAGUAGAGACGGAGUACGCACGGUUUGAGAAUGGACGAUAUGUAUUUAGAAUCCACAGGUCACCCCUGUGUGAAUAUAUGAUCAACUUCAUUCAUAAACUUAAACACCUCCCAGAGAAAUAUAUGAUGAACAGUGUAUUGGAGAACUUCACUAUACUACAGGUUGUUACAAACAGGGACACUCUGGAGACGUUGCUUUGUGUGGCGUACGUGUUUGAAGUAUCCACCAGUGAGCACGGCGCCCAGCACCACAUCUACAGAUUGGUUAAAGACUGAUAGCAGAGCAUUGCUCUGGCUGGAGCCUGCUCCUACCACUACAACUACUACUACUACUAGUACUACUACUACAGCUAAACCACCACAACAGCCCCCCCUACUGACUGCAGUCCUAACCUCCAGUGGUCACGAGGACACGAGGGGUGACUGACUGACCCCACAGCACUGCUGAAGAGCCCCAACGCCCCAGCAGAAGAGGCUUCGCUACAGGAAUCGGAACCACAGCCUGAAUAAAGUUGUAGAAUGUCAAAACGUCAUUGUGCGCGCGUGACAGGCGUUUGCCAUCUCUGUGUUUUUUUUCUCUUUUAUAUAACAAAACCUAUGAGAGAAGGACAUUUGCAUGAAGACGUUUUCUCUCUCUCUCUCUUGAUCCUCUUUAAUCUAUUUUUUCUCAAGAGUGUUUGUUAUAGUAUCUUUUUACACAGCUGCAUGUGUUAGUGUCAAAACUGGUGGUCACCUGGUGACCAAAGAUUUAUACGACAGUAUUUUCAGACUCCAUGGUGGAGAAAAAAAGGGUAUUUGACACUGAAACCUAAGUUAUAUUUGUUCCAUUUGUUGUUUUAUCGUAUUGAUUUCACUAUAUUUCAGCCAACACACGUAACACAACCCAAUAACACAAUUUAGUACUGAAACCGUUUAUACACUGAAGACAGACCAGUGUUUCCAAACUUCAGCUAAUGCUAAAAUCCUAUGUGAGCUGGGUCAACAGGACAAUGCAAAAUGUCAGAGAAGAUCAACUGCAGAAAUGGAUCUGGAAAACACUGACUGGGAAAAAAAAACUGUUUGGAUCCAGUUUGUCAUGUAC